Galeopterus variegatus (Sunda flying lemur) is the source of this 7346-nucleotide messenger RNA. It is a transcript of the gene PLAG1, whose product is annotated as pleiomorphic adenoma gene 1. NCBI's taxonomy places the organism in Eukaryota, Metazoa, Chordata, Mammalia, Dermoptera, Cynocephalidae. The transcript is spliced from 5 exons. The record is from RefSeq and is a predicted model, not a curated record. Bases 502 to 2001 code for a protein of 499 amino acids.
AGCUGCAAGUUGGGCUGCAGGGGCAGCGCAUACACUACAAUGGCUGCUGGAAAGAGGCGUAAGGAAACAAUUUCCAGGCCCGCCGCGUCCAGCCCGAAAUAUGAGAAAAAAAUUAUUAGAAAUUCCGCGGGCGGUGUAAAGGCGGCGGACGGGCCGGAGGGAGGAUGUUAAAGCCCCGCGGUUUCCUCUUGGUGCUGCCUUGGCUGUAUUUGGCACCCAGAAUGCCUCAUUCUGUGACAGUCUGUUGAUAAGGUUGCUUUGCUAGAAUUUGGAGCAGAGCCUCAGAUUGGCCAAAAUGGGAAGGAUUGGAUUCCACUCUCUUCCACGAAGAGUCAAUGGAACUGGCUAAGAUCAAAGUCUGAGGCUUUUUCCAUCUGUAAUCAGUCCCUUUUUGCUUUCUUUUACGACCACAUGAAACUUGAGAAGCCACCUAAAGCUAUAUCAUUUAGUGGAGUUGGGCAGUUCCCAAGUGUCCAACAAGAAGGCCUGGUUUAGGCUGCGAUGGCCACUGUCAUUCCUGGUGAUUUGUCAGAAGUAAGAGAUACCCAGAAAGUCCCUUCAGGGAAACGUAAGCGUGGUGAAACCAAACCAAGAAAAAACUUUCCUUGCCAACUGUGUGACAAGGCCUUUAACAGUGUUGAGAAAUUAAAGGUUCACUCCUACUCUCACACAGGAGAGAGGCCCUACAAGUGCAUACAACAAGACUGCACCAAGGCCUUUGUUUCUAAGUACAAAUUACAAAGGCACAUGGCUACUCAUUCUCCUGAGAAAACCCACAAGUGUAAUUAUUGUGAGAAAAUGUUUCACCGGAAAGAUCAUCUGAAGAAUCACCUCCAUACACAUGACCCUAACAAAGAGACAUUUAAGUGUGAAGAAUGUGGCAAGAACUACAACACCAAGCUUGGGUUCAAACGUCACUUGGCCUUGCAUGCCGCAACAAGCGGUGACCUCACCUGCAAGGUGUGUUUGCAGACUUUUGAAAGCACAGGAGUGCUUCUAGAGCACCUUAAAUCUCAUGCAGGCAAGUCGUCUGGUGGGAUUAAAGAAAAAAAGCACCAGUGCGAGCAUUGUGAUCGCCGGUUCUACACCCGAAAGGAUGUCCGGAGACACAUGGUGGUGCACACUGGAAGAAAGGACUUCCUCUGUCAGUAUUGUGCACAGAGAUUCGGACGAAAGGAUCACCUGACUCGACACAUGAAGAAGAGUCACAAUCAAGAGCUUCUGAAGGUCAAAACAGAACCAGUGGAUUUCCUGGAUCCAUUUACCUGCAACGUGUCUGUGCCUAUAAAAGAUGAGCUCCUUCCGGUGAUGUCCUUACCUUCCAGUGAACUGUUAUCAAAGCCAUUCACAAACACUUUACAGUUAAACCUCUAUAACACUCCAUUUCAGUCCAUGCAGAGCUCGGGAUCUGCCCACCAAAUGAUCACAACUUUACCUUUAGGAAUGACAUGCCCAAUAGAUAUGGAUGCUGUUCAUCCCUCUCACCACCUUUCUUUCAAAUACCCAUUCAGUUCUACCUCAUAUGCAAUUUCUAUUCCUGAAAAAGAACAGCCAUUAAAGGGGGAAAUUGAGAGUUACCUGAUGGAGUUACAAGGUGGCAUGCCCUCUUCAUCCCAGGAUUCUCAAGCAUCAUCAUCUAAGCUAGGGUUGGAUCCACAGAUCGGGUCCCUAGAUGAUGGUGCAGGGGACCUCUCCCUAUCAAAAAGCUCUAUUUCUAUCAGUGACCCUCUAAACACACCAGCAUUGGAUUUUUCUCAGUUGUUUAAUUUCAUACCAUUAAAUGGUCCUCCCUAUAAUCCUAUAUCAGUGGGGAGUCUCGGAAUGAGCUACUCCCAAGAAGAAGCACAUUCUUCUGUUUCCCAGCUCCCCACACAAACACAGGAUCUUCAGGAUCCUGCAAACACUAUAGGUCUUGGGUCUCUGCACUCACUGUCAGCAGCUUUUACCAGUAGUUUAAGCACAAGCACCACCCUCCCACGUUUCCAUCAAGCUUUUCAGUAGGAUUCUGGGAUGUGGAUUUACUACAGAAAUGUAUGCGUAGCUCUGCCUUAGAUGACCAUUUUUAUUUUAGUGCCUACUUUAAGACGGUGUAAAAAUUUCUGCUUUUGUAUAAUACCAGUUUUCAUCAAGCCAGUAUAAAAUAGAAACUAGCUUUUUAAAUGAGCUUUGGAACCAUUUGUGUUCAGUUAUGUUUACCUGGGUAUUUUGUCCUGAUUCACUGCCAAUUGUCAGAUUUUAAUAGUUUUUUUUUUUCAUACAGGAAAGCCAUUAUUAUUAGUAAAAUUUUACAAAUCUCAUGUUCAAAUUACUUUUAGGUCUUAAAUUUUUCAUUUUUGUCCAAUAACAAUGGCUCUACCUUUGGACAUUUGGCUCAUUAAAAAAUUUUGCAAUAGAAUGUAAAUUUUAUAAAAUAUAUGUAAAUAACUCAAGAGUUUAAAAUUUUUUACUAGCCUCAAAAUGGAUUCAUAAUCAAGUGUUGCAAAUGAAUUAAGAAUCUAGUUUGGAGAGAAAACAUGUUUCUUAGAUAUACCAUAAUUUCUGAUUAGUAUAUUUUGAAGACUUGCUAUUGUCUGGCUAAAAUAUUUGCCGUCUUUAUUAUGAGCAUAUAAGGAAAACAAAACCUAAACACAAAGCAUCAGUAUUUAUAGCAAAAUAGAUGCCUAGUAAGGUGAUAUGGCAUUCCAUGUUACUUAAUAGUUGGCCCUAAAUUAGUACACAGGAUAUUUUGCCAUUUUUCAGCCUUCUUAAUUUGCUAUCUUUCCAUUUAGUAAUAUUAAUUGUGUAUGGCAUUGGAGUCUUCAGAAUCGGUAUAUAGGUAGAUCUCUUUAAUCUUUUCCACUUUCCACAGCCAAAGGGCGGGUUAAGUGCACCAGCAAUUUUAUAUUGAUUGUUGGUCCACCAUUAAUUGAGAAUCUAGAGUCAUUGUGGAACUACAGAUGUUAGAUGUGUUUAUCCCAGUGUCCCAGCCUGCAUGGUGUGAUAGACUCCUAAGCAGGAAGAUAGAUGUGAAGCAUGUGGUUCAAGUUGGGAAAUUGUCUAGGCAUCAUGUCGCCUGUUGCUAGGCUUGAAAACUGGACUCUUGAGGAGUAAAGUAAAAGCAUGUCGCUUACAUCACUUCUUGCUGAAUUUGAUACAUUUUUCUUUCCCUUAAGAGCCAAAAGCAGAAAACAAAAACAACAGUCCUGCUCCCAUGGUAUCUUAUUCAAUGUGAAUCCAUCUUUCCUUACUAUUUUUGGAUGGAGAAUUUAAAGUUGAAUGCAUUAGAAAACUAUUUGAGGAAUUACGAUAAAGUUUUAAGUAACUAAAAAUGUAUGCAGUAGAACCCCACUUUUACAAAACUUUAGGAAAUGGGAGAAAUGUUGCACAUAAGUUGAAUUUGAACGGGAACAAAGUAAAGUAAAACAAGUACUAUCUUAGUUAAUGUGAAAAUAACAAUUGAGAAUAUUAUAUUCACUGAGUAAAAUAGUUAUUAUGGGCUUUCCUCAUGUUAGACAACCACCAUAAUCUUCUCAAAGGUCCAGUUAUAUUUUCUAAAGGUCAGUUGGGAUAUCAGCCUAAGAAACAUAUCUAUUAAGCACUUGUUAACACCUUAUUUGGGGACCCCAUCUGUUGGGGUAGGGGCAAGGGGGGGGAGGUUUAUAGAAGAGUAUAUAUCUCUUUAAAAAAAGAAAAAGAAAAAUAUUUCUGAGCACUCAUUAGCCCUGUAUGGAAGCUUAUUUCCCUUUUGCAGGGCCAGUUAUCACUGCAGAUUGCAAUGUUUACCAGGAAUUUCUAAAAAUGAGUGCAGAUUACUGAAUAUAAUGCAUUAUUUAAAAUAUUUGGGAGUACUAAAAAUUUUGUGGAGAAAUGUAAAUUGUAAUAAUGUAAAUGGGGGUUUCACUAUAUAUAUUGUAUACACACAUACAUAUAUCGCACUUCAUAGAAUCAAAGUUGCUCUCUGAAGGAGCUUUGGCUCCUCAUAUUUUCUCAUGCUCCUAUAUUUUUUUUAAUCCUAGGAGCAGUAGUUUUUAUACUUAUGUAUUUAAAUUUUAUUAUGAAAAAUUACAUUUUAUUAAAAAAGUGUGUUUCAAAGGCAUUAAAAUUAUAUAUGUUAAUAAGGAAAUACAUUUUUAAAUUUUUCAAACUGCUCCUAAGCUUGUGGUUAGGAGAAUAUUUGCUCUGAAAGUAGGCUUUUUGCUCUGCUUCAUUACCACUUCCUUUAGUUUCUAUGAAACAGAUUGCUUACCUAAAUCUUUAGUUGAAUGAUUAGUGUUCAAUAUUGCUUUAAUCACCAUAAAAAAGGAAAAAAGAAAUUUGGUGACAGAGCACAAAUGAAAAAACCUAUUUUUAAGUAGAAAUCACAAAUAGCGAGUGUGGAAACACUACUUUAUUUUGUCUAAAAUUUGCUUAAGAAGUUGUCAAAUUAAUGAACUGAGACAUUGGCCUUAGUAGGCUGUAUUUCACUGCUAAUAAAAAAAAAAAAAGGGAGUACCAGGAUUUAUGAAAUAACAUUUUGGAAAUGGGGAAUGGCGCCAUAUAUGUAUAUGUAUAUGUGUAUAUAUAUGUGUGUGUAUAUAUAUAUAUAUAUAUGUAUAUAUAUGUUUUUUUUUUUUUAACCUAAUUCUCGCCCUGCAUGGAAUUCACAUACAUGCAGGCACAUCUUUCAGGGCACCAGUGCUUAAAAUUGUGGAGUCUUAAUUUUCAUAUGUACACCUUUUUGCCUGUUGCUGCCCCACAGACUUGAAAUAACACUGCAAAGUAAGAGGGAAUUCAGCUCAUUUGUUUUUAAAAUUGACUGUAGUGGUCACUAAACCCCUUUGAAAGAAUUUCUACUAAAGAUGAGACAGACUUGUUUAUUUUAAUUGCACAAUGUUCUAACAAGGAUGUAAAACAGGAUUGGCCUUUUUUUUUUUCCCUAGAAAAAGAAAUUUGUCAUUUGUUUUUAUGUCAACUAGAUGUGAUUAAAAAUAAUUAUUGCCAAUGUUUUCAUUCUCCAGUGGCCAGAAUCACCAUUCGUGAAAUUUCUGGUAGUGCCUUAGCUUGGUAAAAAAGGGAUUAACAUUAAAUAAAAAUAUAUUAGUCUAGAAUUUGGACCUCAGACAAGAUAUUGAACCUCAUUCACUUUGACUUCCACACAUGUGUCCAAAUUAGGUCACCAAACACGGAAGUGUGAGUGUGGAAGGACCUUGGCACUGUAAGCAAUAUUAUCCAUUGAUAUAUACAAAUAUCAUCUUUAUAGUUAUUGGUCACUGUUAGAACUUUCAUUUUAAAAUUCUGUUACCAACUUCAGUUUUUUAAAACUUAAGUUGUCCUGGCUGAUUAUGCACCACUCUUUGUGCAACUUUUAAUAUCACUUUGUGUUUCUUUCAAGCUGCGUAUUUUUGCCUACUUGUUACUUGUGCUUUAUUUUUCUUAGUCAUUUGUGGAAUAUAGUGAUAUAUUGUGUUAAUUUGGACAGUAGCGGUUUUUAAAAACCAUAUACUGAUUUAAACAUGAGCCAGAGCUGAUUGCUUUAUUAAGCUAAUAAUGAAUGUUAAAGAGUACAUAUUUUCAGGAUCAUUCAUUUAGUGAGCAAUACACAUAUUAUAGGCCAAUAUUUUUUUAAAAAAUAGAGCUUGGUCAACCUCUAUACUACAUAUAUUACAAGAUAUAGCACUUUCAAAAUGAAUCUAAACCUUUACAGAAACUUUCUUAUAGGUUAUGCCUUUAAUUUUAAGACUUAUUAUAAUUUGUUUCAAGUGCCAUUAGAUGAUAUAUAUGUAGGCCUUUGAUAUAUAAUGCUUUGUGUACAAAAAUGGUAGAUGGCAUUUUAAACAGGUACAUUUUUACAGUGUUUUCUUAUCAAUUUGCUAUAUUGCACAGAAUCAGUGUGUGUCUUUUCAUAAGGUUUUACAAUGGUUUAUUUUUUUACAAGGUUUACGUGUUUCAAAGCACACUGUCUUCCCAGUACGUAAGUUUAAAAAUACCAGUUCACCCAAGUUGCUUCUAGCCUACUGAGAUCCAUAUGACAUUGGAGGAGAUCUUUUAAGCGUUGAGUAUUCGUUAUUAGCAGUGGCAGACUGUUAUCUCCGACAAGUGAGUGCCUGAGUUGAAUUUGUCUUGUUUUCUCACGCUGUGUCAGCAUUCAUAUUUACAACACAGAUAGUCUGUUGGUGAUUACAUUGGUCUACAUGAGCUGUGUAGUGUAGUUUUGUGCUAAAAACCCAUACAGAGCUCCUUUUGGAUCAUAUAAAGCAAGAUAUUGCUACCAACAUUGGUAAAGGCACAUUUAGAUCACCAUUAGGCCUUCUGCAAUGUUAUCAGCCCUCUGAGGAUGGAAGGCAUUGUCUUUUGAUAAAUUUAGCUAGCUCUAGAAAUGACAGAGAACUGUUGCUAAUGUAUAAAACACUUCAUUGUAUAAGCUUCAGUGGUACAGAUGAACCAGAGUGAAUGUUUAUCUUCUCAGAAACACUCCUUCAAUAUUAUGUUGGAUCAUGCUGCUAAUGUAACUUGGGAUACAACUCUUCAUGGUGCUACAAACUUCUCUUUCUUGUUCAGUUGUAUUUUUUUAUCCAUAGAAAAAGGACUACAUUAGGUGUAAAGGUGUACAAUAUAUUUUUAUACUGUGACUUAACUUGUCAUUAACAAACUUUUACACCACCGCGAUGUAUUCAUGUGCACUUGCAAAAGGAGAUCUUGGACAUGCAAAUGUUGCCGGAACAAACCCAGCUUUUGUCCACAAGGUGACUGUAACUCAGAAUGGAAAGUGGGCUUUAUAAUUGGGUGUGGAGUGAAGAAUAUGCUGUAUGUUACUAACAGCCCUUUGAAUUUAACAAAAACUGGGAAUCCAUUAGGAAGUGGAUUGCAUCAUGCCUGAACAUAAGCUGGACUGCUGAAAUCGUAUUUUUAGCUGAUGAAAGUGUUUGGACUAGUACUCUAAAAAUGUUCUAAUGAUAAAGUGUUGAGUCAAAAUAGAAAAGAAAAUCUGCAUUCCAGGCUGAAUUUUGUAUAUUUUUAUUGCAUUUGAAAUUGCUAUUCUGUGAUAUUGGGAAAUCAAGUGGCUUAUCGUGUAUAUCAUGUACUUAAAAUGUAUUCACAAACUACUGUUGUAUUUGUAUAAAAUAUAGACAAAGAUCAUAUUUUUUGUGUGUGUAUAAGCUCUGUAAAAUAGCGAUCACAUUAUGAAGCUGCAGUGAUACUACAUUUUAAACAUUCACAUCCAAAGAAGCAGGCUAUUUAUUGUCCAGAUACCCAGAUUUAAAAUAUUAAUUUGCUGCUAAUUAAACAAUAGUACUGCAGCUUCUUGUGGCCUACAGUGUUAUGUUUGCUGUAAGAAAAAGAUAUGUGAAUUCCACAAAAUAUAUAAAUAAAAUUAUAGACUGGCUUUA